GUUUUUAUUGUACUGACCGGAAGAAGGAGCGGGCUCGGACUUUUGGAGACAGCUCGAGUGCGAGGAGACGAGCGGCGCGAGAAAAAGCUCAUUGUGGAGGAAAAUAAAAGAGUGCAGGCUCGAGGGAGGGAGAGAAAAUGUCAGACUGGAUGCUCUGAGAAAGCAGAGUCGGUAUCCAACUUCAUGUCUUUGUUGGUGGAGCUGAGGAUUUUACCUUUACCUGAGUGAGGAAGGUUAAAGGAGAAAACGGGACACUGGUUGUGGUGAGGGGGAUUUUCGGGAGCGUUCCAUCCUCCUGCUUUUGUUCCAGUUUUCUCUGUUUUUCAUUUUGCGAGGAGAUGAAAGAGAAAAAGAUAGGAACACAAGGGAUGGCCCUGUGUAGCCCAUGGCGGGUAGCAGUUGCUGUGGGUUUGACUGUGGUUGUACUGGGAGCACUGGGAGCUGCCAUCUGGGCCCUGGUAACCUACUUAAGGACAGCAGAAGACACAGGAUUAUACGACGUGCAGGUGAGCGCGGCGGAUCAGAGGCUGCGGGUAUUCGACUCGGUUCAGAGGAGGUGGAGACACGUCUGCUCCUCCAACGCCAAUCAGCUGCUGGCUGCCAUCAGCUGUGAGGAGAUGGGCUUCGUCAGGGCAAUAAACUUCUCAGUCACCUGCGCUUCUGAAAGCAGUCACGAGUUCUUCUGUGUAAAGGAGAGCGAGUUAACGUACGGCAAGAAGAUUAGCACCGCUCUGUAUCCGUGCAAAUGUGAAAAAGGACAGGUUGUUGAAGUUCUUUGUCAAGAAUGUGGGCGUCGGAUGCUCCCUGAGGAGCGUAUUGUAGGCGGGGCUGACGCUCGGCAGGGCUCCUGGCCGUGGCAGGUCAGUCUGCAGUACGAUGGGGUUCAUCAGUGUGGAGGAUCCAUCAUAUCCGACCGCUGGAUCGUCAGCGCUGCACAUUGUUUCCCUGAGAGAUAUCGUCAUGUGUCGAGGUGGAGGGUGCUGAUGGGCUCCAUCUACAACACCCCCAUCCAUAAGAACGUGGUGAUCGCUGAGGUGAAGACGGUGGUCUAUCACAGCAGUUAUUUACCCUUUGUAGAUGCUAACAUUGAUGACAACAGUCGUGACAUAGCCGUCCUGGCCCUGACCAAACCACUGCAGUUUAAUGACUAUAUCCAGCCAGUGUGUUUACCGACCUAUGGCCAGCGGCUGGUGGACGGCCAGAUUGGAACAGUGACCGGGUGGGGAAAUGUGGAGUAUUAUGGCACCCAGGCGAACAUUCUGCAGGAAGCCAAUAUCCCCAUCAUAAGCGAUGCCGUCUGUAACGCCCCUGAUUAUUACGACAACCAGGUCACCUCCACCAUGUUCUGUGCUGGAUAUGAGAAAGGAGGAACCGAUUCAUGCCAGGGGGACAGCGGCGGCCCCUUUGUGGCAGCCGACUGCCUGUCUAAGACCAGUCGCUACAGGCUGCUGGGGGUGGUGAGCUGGGGAACAGGCUGCGCCAUGGCAAAGAAACCCGGCGUCUACACCAGAGUCUCCCGCUUCCUGCCCUGGAUAUCCAGCGCCAUGAGGACGUAUGAGAAUUCCCCAGGAGUCCACAAAAUGGCCCGAGCAGCCACGGCAUAGCCCACCAAAGACUUGAACUUUUCUUAAGAGACAGAGAUCAAAUCUACUGUGUCUCGUCAUGAAGGACAUAGUGAUGUCCCCAAGACCACCAGAGUCGACCACUUUGACAAAAAGGAGCCAAGUACCCUCUUCUUCUGUGGCCUUAACAUAACUCUGUCUUGUACAUUUCACUCAAAUCUAUCUAAAUAUGAUUCAACUGAUUUAAAACGAUCCCCUCAAGCGAAAACAAGUGAAACACUGGGUCUUUUAUUAUAAGCUAUGCAGUUUAAUGUAUGCAUUUACAGUAUAACUGUAAAUGUAGCUUAUGAGGCCAGUUUUAUCCAAAGAGGUCCAUAUUCAGCAGUUACUCAUUAAACAUUCUUAUAGAUAAGAAUAUAGAUUUUAAAGAUAAUAAUGUCAGUUUUGUUUACUACCAGUAAAAAAAAUAACAUUAUGUUAAAUUCAGUGGCAAAGGAGCUUAAUUUGAAUGGAAGUGUAGUAUAAACUUGUGAGUGGACUUAUGAGUUACUUUUAUGUGAAAUGUCUGAAGAGAUGUACUUAAGUCCAUGUGAACCCUUAGUUAUAGUGCAGUAGAUGUGCACUAUACAGUAGGAUACAAGGCCAGAUUAGGGCUUUAUUGAGCCAUAGGUUACAUAUAGAAAAUACGAAAGUAUGUAUACUGUAUAUACAGCUCUGGAAAACAUUAAGAGACCACUUAAAAUUGAUAUUUUCUUUGAUUUUACUAAAUAGUAAUCCUCUGGAAUAUAAUCAAGAGGAAGAUGGAUGAUCACAAGCCAUCAAACCAAGCUGAACUGCUCGAAUUUUUGCAGCAGGAGUAAAGGCAUAAAGUUAUCCAAAAGCAGUGUGUAAGACUGGUGGAGGAGAACAUGCCAAGAUGCAUGAAAACUGAUUAAAAACCAGGGUUAUUCCACCAAAUAUUGAUUUCUGAACUCUUAAAACUUUAUGAACAUGAACUUGUUUUCUUUGCAUUAUUUGAGAUCUUUUUUGUUAUUUCAGCCAUUUCUCAUUUUUUGCAAAUAAAUGCUCUAAAUAACAAUAUUUUUAUUUGGAAUUUGGGAGAAAUGUUGUCUGUAGUUUAUAGAAUAAAACAACAAUGUUAAUUUUACUCAAACAUAAACCUAUAAAUAGCAAAAUCAGAGAAACUGAUUAAGAAAUUGAAGUGGUCUCUUAUUUUUUUUCUAGAGCUAUAUAUUGUAUGUGUAUGGAUAAUAUAUACUAAGGUGGAGUGUGCAAUGAGAAAGGCAAUGAGAUUAUACUGUACGCAUCAUAAAGAAGCCUGUAUAUUUCACAUACAGGUAUUUAUGGCUGUGAGUUAAAUUUUUUGGACAUCAUGGAUCAGUAGUAAGUAAGUAAAAGCAAUUGGCUACAGUGUUCAUAUCCUUUUUUCCCUUUUUAUUAUUGGACGUGGAAGGACAGGCACUAAUAUAUAAAGAAGUAAACCAAAGACUGCUUUGUUUAGCAGCAGUAGUGUGGAUGUGGCAGUCAGUAUUUCCGCUUUAUAUUGUGUUGAGUUUUUGUAAAUAUUAGUAGCUUCAUUACUGUGUUUAAUUGUUGAUGAGUUGUGUGUCUGAUUGUGUUAUGGGCUGCUACACUGCUGUAAUUUAGAUGUUCUACUAGAACAAGCUACAUCACAGUGAGAUAUUUAAAAGAAUAUGUUAGCAUUAGCUCUUAAAGCUAAUUCAGAAUACACUGCACAAUCAAAAUGGAUUAUAAUGGAAAAUGAAAAGCUGAACUUUUUGCCUAUUUAAGUUUUCUGAUGUGCUCUGAGCUGAUGUUCCCUUUCCAUGAUUUCCUAUGUAUAGUCACUUUCUCAAAAAAAAUCUCCUUUUUUGUCAGUGUUCUUCUAUAAAUCUGAAAAAAGUGAAUCUGUCAGUUGAAUGACCGACAGGAAAUGCUCUAAAAUGACUGGAAAACAGUUUUAAGUUACUUCUCCUGUACUUUUCCUAUUUAGGAUAUACAAAGUUUUUGCAUGGAAGCAACAGUAUGGUUCUCAUUUCACUGUCAGCUGUACCUGAUGAUGAUGUAUCAGUAACAAUACCUUUUCACCAUAUGCACUUUUUUCUCCUUAUUAUUCAUAAAACUGCAGUAAUUGAUAGGAAUGUAUGUACAUGACUGAAAUUCAAACUGCUUACCUCUGACUGAUACACUGAUUAGAAUAAUGUAUGUUUUGAUAUUUUAAAUGUGAAUGUUACAAACAUGAUGUUGAGCAUUGAAAUAAAGUCUUAAUUUUGAAUAAAAAAA
Molecule: messenger RNA, 3845 nt
Organism: Astyanax mexicanus (Mexican tetra)
Lineage: Eukaryota; Metazoa; Chordata; Actinopteri; Characiformes; Acestrorhamphidae
Gene: hpn
Product: hepsin
Exons: 13
Coding region: 339-1604 (421 amino acids)
Biological process (GO): proteolysis
Cellular component (GO): membrane
Molecular function (GO): serine-type endopeptidase activity; serine-type exopeptidase activity
Source: RefSeq, a predicted model, not a curated record